AAAGGUGACGCUGAGCUGCCUGGCGUGCAAGGCCCCGCUGCCCUCGGGUGCCAAGGACAGCCUCUGCUCGCACUGCAAGCCGCAGGAAGCCGAGAUCUACUCCCGCACCCUGGACACUGUAUCGGAGCUGGAGUGCCAGUACGGCUACCUGUGGACCGCCUGCCAGCGCUGCCAGGGCUCGCUGACGCAGGACGUGCUGUGCACCUCGCGUGACUGCCCCAUCUUCUACCGCCGCAAGAAGGUGCAGAAGGACCUCAAUGAAGCGAUGGCGCAGCUGGAGAGGUUCGGGGCGGAUGGGGACGCGAGUUGGUAGAGGGGGC
Molecule: messenger RNA, 320 nt
Organism: Astrephomene gubernaculifera
Lineage: Eukaryota; Viridiplantae; Chlorophyta; Chlorophyceae; Chlamydomonadales; Astrephomenaceae
Source: the annotation of a GenBank genome assembly